CGAUCCAGUGACGAGGGCUGUGCAUCAUUCCGAGCAUUCAUCAUACCGAAGACAAAACAGAUAAACUGAAAGAAUUCACAGGGAAAUAAAGAAUGUAAACGAGACCGGAACAGUCUCCUGUGGAAAGCGAAAUAUCCACAGUUGAUCCCAUAACACUGGUGAUCUGGAACAGGUCACUGUGUCGGCCUGUCUGGGUAUUGUUCCAUCAGUGAAGCCCCAGAAAGAUAAGGUUCCUGUGGAUAGAUUUUGUCAAGUUGAUUUCUUAACUUUAAAACACCUGGUAAUGAUGAGAUCAACAGAUUUUUACACUUGUGUGGUUACCUUGGCCAUGCUAAUUUGCAUACCGGAGUUAAGGUGCUCUGUUAUUCGCAAACAGCACAGAAGAAACAUACAACUGUCUGAGGGUUCUACUGCAAGGCUAGAAGAGAUUAAAAUCCACAAUGAGAACAGAGACAUAGUGAUGAGCAACACAGUGAUAAAUGGAGAAAUACUAAGUUCCACUGCUUCUAGUAAUAAUUUAAGCUCUUUAGAAAAUGCUACUGCAGGAUUAAAUACCAGUACUGUUGCUGCAGAAGCAGUACAGCAAACUAGUAAAACUGGAAACGAAAAUGUAAUCACUGUAUCCAGCCUGGAUAUUUUACUUACACCUACAACAGUGGUGCCAUUUCAGAAACCGUUGAAAAUAACAGUAAAAGAUGAACAAAUUAACCAAAACCUGCAGACUAAACAAAAGGAUUUAAUUACAAACUCCACUCCUAAUCAGGCUGUUGACUUCAGUGAUGUUCAAACAACAACAGAAGUCGUACUGAAUGAUACAACCACCCAUAGAGAGGAAAAAUCUGGAAGCGUGAAGAGCAAUGGACAAAUGUCAAUUUCAACUCUGUUCAGUUCGAUGACUAAAAAUGGAAGUAGUGAAGAGGCAACAGCAACAGCUGACUCCAGUGAGAACUUUAUGCUGAAUAGUCAUGACACCACAGCAUUGCCUCUUACCAGUCAAACAAUACAAACUGUAAGUACCUCACAAAAAAAUGUCGAAGUAUUGACUUCAGAAAUGCUAAACUUUUCAGAAUUUACAAAUGUAGGAAAUGUAAAAGAUGAAGAAGUCACAGCAACAGUAGUUAAUGAGUCGGUGGGUACCUCCUUCAGUUGGAAAGGAAAUAGUCCAAAUGCUGGCAAAGAAAUGAAUGAGAUCAUGGCAACUACAGGGAGUGCAGUAACAGACAGCAAGGCUCCAAAUGCAUUUCAGGUGACCACCACCCCUAGAGUCACAACAGCAAUCAAGGAGGCUGGCAUCACGGAGACGGUUGCAUCAGUUUCUACAGAGACUGCUCAAACAAUAUUAGUAACCAGUACUGCAGCUAUAAUUGGAACAACAAAACAAAUAGAUAAAGGAUUGAGCGAAAGAUUGGCAGUAACAAAUGGGAUUCCUGGCGUCCAAUCUGCUUUGCCAACAGCUCCACUGUCUGAGAAACCAGUUUCAGAAGUAACCACAGACUCGACAAAAGAAAUGCUAUCUAUAACUCCUGCAGAACUGAUGCUGCAGCAUGCUGUAACACCAGGUACAAAGAUAACCCAGGCAAUUACAGCAGGAACCACUGCACUGCAAACCAUAUCAAGAAAAGCUAAGAAAACUUCUGCAGGAGCUUCUGAUUCAACAGAUAAAACAUUGCAGUUAAUCUUAACAACAUCUGGGCCAUCUGCGGGAGUCACUGUUCCACCAUCAAACUCGGAAGAGGAACUUGAAUCAGAAGCAGGGGCUAGUGCAACCGCAUUACUGCAACAGGAAUCAGUAGAUUUGAGAGAAAAUAUAUCUGCCACUACAGCUGGAUCAAGCAUUGAAACAAUUCAUGCAACAUUGCUAACAUCUGUCACAAAACCAAUGGGAGUAAUGAUAACUACAUCUUCAAUUUCACCACCACCUGUAUUAAGAGAUAACAUUCUAUCAAAUUCAGGAGUAACUACAUCACCAUCUAUAAGACACUCAGAACCAGCAACAUACAUGCUGGACACAGCAGAGUCAGAAGAGGAAGAAGAUAAUGAAGAUGAGGAAGAUGAUGAGGAUGAAGAUGAAGACAUUGAUAUAGAUGAGGACAGUAUGGAUUAUGAUACCGAGGUACCUUCACUGUCGUAUAUAACACCUGGAGGUUCCAUAAGGGGCAACAAAAACUUGACCAAAAUGAUGGAGAUGUCAUAUCAACUUCCGGAUUCCUUCGAAUGGAACCAGCAUGACCAAGGUACUAACAUUCUUGUUAGAAGCUGGCUAGAGAAAAUCAAAAAUAAAGCAGGAUAUAUGUCAGGGAUGUUGGUGCCUGUAGCUGUUGGUGUGGCUGGAGCUCUCUUCAUCCUUGGGGCUCUCUAUAGUCUUAAGGUGAUGAAUCGAAAGAGGAAAAAUGUUUUUAAAAGGCGUGAAACAAAGCCGAGAGAUUUCACCAGCAUGCAAGACCAUGUGAUGCUACUAGCCGACAGUUCGGAAGAUGAAUUUUAAGUAUGAAAUGAAUCUUCAAUAUUACACAACUACAUGAAGCUGCACUGGAAUUGGAGGUGCAGGAUGUCACUACUAUGUGCUACUAGCUUUCUGUUUUCUUUUAAAUGUUGAAAAAUAAUUAAGAUUGCCGAAAUUAUUUGUGAUAUACUGUAAAGCCUUGUUUAUUAGAUACUUGUUUCACAGCAACAGCCCCCCUUGGAGUUCACUAUAAAUUUAUUCUGAAGAACUGACAUAACCAAAUGUUCCGUGUUGAUGUUGUUAUAUCUAAUAAUUGCUUGGUUGCUGUAAUUUCAAAACUGCAGUUUUUAUAUUUUGUUAUUUAAAUUCCAUACAUGCUUUUGGAGAUGAGAGGCACAUGCUGGGUACUUCAACCUUGGUUAGUAGGGAACUAUGAAGUUGGGCAAAUACACUGUACUUUGCAUCCAGAACUGAAGUCAGUGGAACGAAUUUGAAAACAGAACAGCAAUAUGCCGGAGCAUUGGUGUAUUGAAGUAACUGAACAAGGACAGAUUUCUAGUAAAAUGAUGACUUUAAACAGCCUUUGUCAAGUAGUUCAUGAAUUAGUAACACAUUUAAUUAUUGUUUAUUCUUCUCCUUUAGUUUCACUGCACUGUUAAAUCCAUGAACAAGGCCACAGAUUCCUGGAGUUGUUGUAAACAAGGCCAUGUCUCACUGUUCAUCUUUCUCAGACUACAAUAUUCUCAAAUUUAGGAGAACUAAGUUUCAGUGUGAUUCAUUGCAUAACUAACAGCCCUAUUUAGUGGAAAUAUCAGAAAUAACAGGUUACUUAAUUAUUAAAUAUGUUAUAUAAUACCACAUAUAACUUGGCUUAUUAGAAAAAAUGAGUAUUAUAUUUAUACCAUAGGCCUAGAUUGUCAUUUUCCAUCUGGCAUUGUGUUAAUAUUUUGUUUCAUACUUGUUGAACAGCUUUUCUAUCAAUUCUGCUCGAUUCUUCCAAAUGUAAGGCGUAGUUUUGGACACUGCGAUGGACUCAAGCUUGGCUAGACUUUAUGUGGAACAGAUUUUUGUUUUAUUUCUUUUGUGUUCUCUUACACACAACUGGAACAUCAAAGGCACUUGUGUGAUUUCCUGUAUUUGGGUAGAACUCAAACAUUUCAUUACUUUUACUGCCAUUUUUCACCGUGAUUUCAUCUUAACAUGAUACAUAUGAUUCUUUCCUUCCCUUUCUGACUUCUCUAUCAUCAUAUCAGGGACAGGCCAAUGAUAAACACCAGCCUACAUACGCACAGCUAACUAGACUAUUCUUCUUCUCACCUCUCCUAUUGUAGGGCUUCAUUCCAUUCUCUCGGUUCUCUCCUCACUGCUAUAUUUGCUUUGAGAUCUUUUUCUUUUUGAUAAACCACUGCUUUCCCCCUACCAGAGCUGAUAGAGAUCCUAGCUACAUCUCAUCCAUCUCCCAUACGUCUGACCCGACCAUCUCUUCUGGACAGAGUUAGAAUUGUUCCCCUGGUCUUCAAUUUCCAGCCUGCAGUCUCAACAUUCAACAAAUCAUCCUUCACAAUUUCUGCUAGCGUCAAGUAUCCAUCACCAAACAUAUCUCCCCAUCCCCUCCCCUGGCAACAUUUUGAUGAGACAGUUAGCUAUUCCUGCUCUGUUAUUCUGGUCCCAACAGCCACUCCUCACUCAUGCUCCCACACAGCUUCCACACCUGUCCUUUCAUCUCUUCCUUUCCACCAUACAGAGACCCAGUCUUUUCUGGUGAAGCAGUAAUUCUCCUGCACCUUGUCCAAUCUGAGGUACUACAUUCCAUGUUCACAAUGUGGUCUCUUCGAUACUGGAGAACCAUAUGCAAACUGUGGUCCAGAUUCUACUUCAUAUAACUUGCUUUCAGAACUUGCCAGUCAAUCCGUGACAUUCACUCGGUCACUCAUUCUCCAAUUGCAGAACUGAUCUGCUGAGCAUGUUCCUCGGCUCUGCAUUUCACAACUUUUACAAUGCUUUGUUUCUGUUGUUUCUUUCUACCUCUCUUCAUUUCAUACAUGACAUUGACGUUCUCUCUUUUUCUCUAAAUAUCCCAUUAACUGGAUGACUUUAAUUACAAACAUGAGAAAAUCUGCAAAUGCUUAAAGUCCAGAAUGACACACACGAAAUACUGGAGGAACUCAGGAGGUCAGGCAUCUGUGGAAAUGAAUAAACAGUCAGUGUUUCGGGCCGAGACUGGUCCUGAAGAUGGGUCUCAGCUCAAAACAUUGAUUCUUCAUUUAUUUCACACCGUAACAAAAAUAUUCUCCUUUUCCAUUGAUCCAUCUUCCACCCUCUCUGAUAUUUAAAAUGACCCCACUUUCACCUUUUCCCGAUUCUAAUGAAGAGUCUUUGACCUGAAAGACUGUUUCCCUGUUUCCCUUUCCCUGUGCCGUUUCCACAGAUGUUGCCUAACCUACUGAGAAUUCCCAACUAUCAUUUCAGCUUUUUUACUUUGUUUUUUUUUGUUUCACAACCACUAGUAAAAUCAAAAGUGCAAUUGAACACCAGCACAUAUGUUUAAAAUAAAAUAUUAAAUCUCAUUUGAUCAUACCUCUCAACUGUUGAAGUACUGCUUGCUGAAGUUCGCAGUUUGGUUCUUUGCAAAAAAAGCAAGAGAUAUUUUUCUUGCUGAAAAUGCUUAGUUGUCAAAUGUCAUCUCAGCUCAUUUAUCUUACAAAGCAGGCGUUGCAAACGCUCUCCUGAAUUACACAUCACUUAUGUGAACCCUAAAUUUAGAAAACCUUCACAAUAUUUGCUACUCACUUUCCAGUAGUAUUUGAGGCAUGCGAGGCAAUGUUAUAUUUACAAAUAUGAGGAAGUGUGUGGAUGCUGGAAAUCCAUAGCAACACACACAAAAUGCUGGAGGAACUCAGUGGGUCAGGUAACUUCUAUGGAAAUGAAUGAACAGUUGACAUUUCGGGCUGUGACCCUUCUUCAGAACCGUAAAGGAGGGGGGAUAACCAGAAUAAAAGGUGGGGGCACGAGAAAAAAGCCAGCCAGAGGUGAUAGGUGAAGCCAGGUGAGUGGGAAAGGUCAAAGACUGGAUAAGAAGGAAUCUGAUAGGAGAGGAGAGUGGACCAUAGGAGAAAGGGAAGGAGGAGAGGACCCAGGGGAAGUGAUAGGCAGGUGAGAAAAGGUAAAAGCUCAGAGUGCAGAUUGGAGGAAGAGGCGGAAGGAGGUAGCUAUGUUUAUAAAAUAUCUACUUUUCACUUUCCUUGAGUAUUUAAGGCUUCAGAGACAAUGUUAUAUUUUAAUAAAGUCAUUCAUGAUUGGCAGUUGAACUUCAGACAGAGAGAGCACAUUUAUGAUUGACUGUAAUUUCAAGUGAUUCACUGAUCUCCAAUCAAGAAUUUGAAGGAAAUACAAUUUUUCAGAAGCUUGAUUGUUCAACGGUUUCAAUUCAAAUGUUUUGAUUAAUAGUAAGUUGGUAAUAAUGUAUACUUAAGAAGGAGUGCAUGGCUUUUUGCUGUGAGAUUUUCUCCUUUUCAGUAAGAUAUCUGGGUUCAGUGAUGUGUUUUUCCCCAUCCUUAGUCACUUGCUGGGCCUCCUUCACAAAGAUUCCUAUCUCUCUUCUUCCCCAAGUUCCAGCUGGGUAUUUUUUCUCACUAUAUGCAAGAAGAGGGUGGGAUGGUGGUUGAUAAUAGUUAUGAAAACAGUGCUGUGUUGCUAAAUGCAUAAUCUGGUGCAUCAGACAUGGCAGCUCACAUUCAUCUUUUCUUUUGCAAUUUAAUUAAAUUAGAAAUGAAAGUGAAAUUUAACAGAUGUCCACUGUGCUUGAACACAGCUCAGUAGCAUUACUGAUCAUAGCACUGGCUUAAGGCUUCAACCUAAUCAGUGUGGAGGAAAUAAAAUAUGGAAUUAUAUUUCAGUCACAAUGAUAUGGACAUUUCAUUCUUAGUUUAUAACUUCGUAGAUUACAGCUCUUCUUGAUCACUGCCACUCUUUCAGUUAGUGAGUUGCAAAACUUCACUACUCUCUGCAGCUAUAAGGAACCCUCAGGGAUAUGCAGGACUUGAUCUAAGAUUUUUCUUCCAAGAUCAAUUCCUCCAGGCUGCCAGUCUGUCUGAUAAAGCAGACUGAGAGGUUGGAAGGGUCAUUGGUGAAGGCAGAUGGAUUUUCAGAAGGAUUAGAAAGCCAGAUAUUACAGAUAGAUAGAUGAACAGAUUGGGAUCAUAGGGAUUGAGGGCAACAUUUGGAUAUCACAGAGAUAUCAUGAAACUCCAGGAUUUGAUAAUAGGGUCUGCAGAGUUGUCAGAGAGGACAUUUUCUCCUCCAGACACAAAAGCAAAUUGUUUUCACCUUUGUAUAUACUUCCACAGAAAAAAUAGUUCAUGCAUGAAAAUGGAGUUUACCUGGCAUAUCUUAUAAAUUGAGGUCCUAUUAAGAACAGAUACAAGGAAAAUUCUGGUCAUAGUUUUAUUAUAACUUCAAGUGUGACAGGAUAGGACAAAGAUGUGAAGAUGUUGAAUGGAGUUUCAUUUUUCCUUUUAAUUGGGAAUUUAAUUGUAGGGCCAUUUUUUUACAUGCCUGCUAGAUAGCCACUAGAUAAGGACUGUUUUGAAGAAAAGGGGUCACCAUUCAUGUUUACAAACAACAAAUUUUGAGUAGUAUGUAAUUUGGUUCAGUAUCAUAUGCCCUGGUUGGGAAAAGCUAUUGCCUUCCUUCCAUGAGUGAAUGAAUUAUUAGUUGCAGUGAAUUCCAGCAUAAAGUUGGGGCACAUUAUGCAGCUGAUGUAAAAAAUGCCCAUGCCCUGCCUUUGUAAACCAUAUCACUUCUUAUGAACAAUGAUUGUGGAAUGAAAUUCCCUGUGUAUUUAAACUGUUUGAGUUAUAACCAGAACAGUUAUUAAUGUAAUUGUGGAAUG
Messenger RNA from Hypanus sabinus (Atlantic stingray), 7334 nucleotides. RefSeq names its product armadillo-like helical domain-containing protein 4. Bases 284 to 2485 code for a protein of 733 amino acids. The record is from RefSeq and is a predicted model, not a curated record. The transcript has 9 exons. NCBI's taxonomy places the organism in Eukaryota, Metazoa, Chordata, Chondrichthyes, Myliobatiformes, Dasyatidae.